ACUGUUUGCUCAACUUUGUAGGACAUCCUCAGCUGAGUCACAUAGAGCCAGUGGCUUCGCUAGAUUCAGAAGAGCACUUUGUGCUUUGAAAGACAUGGUCUGUAGCCCACAAAAGCUUCUGCCCUAAUAAACUUUUUUUUUUAGGUGUCGUAAGCCUCAUUUUUGUUAUAGGAGACCCCCGUGGCUACUCCUCUAGAAAUUGCUGGUCCCAGGCCAGGAGACCUCGAGAAUCAUGGAGACCCCACUGCCUAUCUUCCUCCUUUCAGUUUUCAUCACUACAGGGGCCUCUCUGGAGUGUGAGAUUUGUGAGGGCCUUGGGCACUCUUGCAGUGGGCCUACGAACAGAUGCCCCCCUGGUUUCGACAGAUGUGCUGUUAUGCUGUCAGAGACUACAGUGGGAACAAAGUUGAAGGCCAUUGUGAAGAGUUGUGUGCCAUCCAGUGCCUGCAAAAAUGGCGUCACCGUCAUCAAUAUGGGCCAGACAGGAAGAGUAGUGACCCAAGUUUUCUGCUGUGUGGGGGACGAGUGCAGGACGAUGACCCCCACCUUGACGCCCGCAAAGACAAAGCCAAAUGGCAAAGUUUGCCCAGCCUGCUAUGCUCUGCACAGUCUUGAGUGUGAGGAGGAGGAAGAGGUCAAAUGUUCUGGGGAUGAGAACUAUUGCCUUGACUUGUCUGGGACUACAACUGCAGGAGCCUUAGUUGUUACAACCAUCAUGAAGGGCUGUACGAACUCCGCAACCUGUCAGAAACUGAAUGAGCAUUCUGGCUCUUUCUCUGGGAUCAGUGUUGUCGCCUUAAGCAAUUGCAAGCCAGCUAACAGCUCUGGAGGCCACGGGAUCGUUCCAGGAUCAUUUAGACUAUUUUUUGCAACCCUUGCCGGGCUCUGGUCUGUGAUGCAGCUUCCAUGAUUUUGCCCCGUGGGACAGAGGCUGGGCUGUCGUGACACUCGCUUGGGGCUCUUGGAACCUAUUAAGAUUGUAGGCUUUUCAGAGAAGACAGAACCUUCAGCCUACACUAGGGUUGGGGAGCCACACUUGCGAGGACCAAAUGUCUCCUCUCUCUAUUUCAGCCUCUGGACUCCGCCCAGGUCACAUCCCUCACCAACUGUGCUUUGCAACCUUCUCUUCUCUUCUCUUCUCUUCUCUUCUCUUCUCUUCUCUUCUCUUCUCUUUUUAUUAAAGAUUUUCGUGGAUUACAGAA
This is a messenger RNA of Podarcis raffonei (Aeolian wall lizard), 1202 nucleotides long. RefSeq names its product phospholipase A2 inhibitor NAI-like. The transcript is spliced from 5 exons. Gene Ontology annotation, molecular function: phospholipase inhibitor activity. Lineage: Eukaryota; Metazoa; Chordata; Lepidosauria; Squamata; Lacertidae. Gene Ontology annotation, cellular component: extracellular region. The record is from RefSeq and is a predicted model, not a curated record. The coding region runs from base 233 to 910 and encodes 225 amino acids.